AUGAACGCAAACAACCGCACAAACGCUCGCCUGCCACCAGAGGUCAACAGGGCUUUGUUCGUCCGCAACUUGCCGUUCAAGAUCACACCAGAGGAGAUGUACGACAUUUUCGGGAAAUAUGGAGCGAUUCGCCAGAUCCGUGUGGGGAACGCCAACGACACAAAGGGAACAGCAUUCGUCAUCUACGAGGACAUCUUUGACGCCAAAACCGCAUACGAGCACCUGCAGGGAUUCAACAUCAUGGGCCGUUAUCUGAUCGUCCUCUACUACCAGCCCAACAAGGUCACCAAGAAGAUGAACUUGGCCAAGAAGGAAGAGGAGCUCAAGGAAUUGAAGACUCGCUACGGUAUCGCAGACGACGAUUAA
Messenger RNA from Linnemannia hyalina, 366 nucleotides. The record is from the annotation of a GenBank genome assembly. Lineage: Eukaryota; Fungi; Mortierellomycota; Mortierellomycetes; Mortierellales; Mortierellaceae.